Perca fluviatilis (European perch) is the source of this 2699-nucleotide messenger RNA. RefSeq lists its product as uncharacterized. NCBI's taxonomy places the organism in Eukaryota, Metazoa, Chordata, Actinopteri, Perciformes, Percidae. The transcript has 5 exons. Gene Ontology annotation, biological process: regulation of transcription by RNA polymerase II. The record is from RefSeq and is a predicted model, not a curated record. Gene Ontology annotation, molecular function: DNA-binding transcription factor activity, RNA polymerase II-specific; RNA polymerase II cis-regulatory region sequence-specific DNA binding. Bases 80 to 1513 code for a protein of 477 amino acids.
GCCCUCAGUGUUUGGCGCGCCUGCGCCUGAAAGAGACACGCCUCUUCUUUCUGCAAGCCAUGUGGCUGUCGUUGCCAAAAUGUCUGCGGGCGUCGUGAACCUCGAGGCACAGGUGGAGUCGGUUCUCGGAGCGCUGGUCAAAGCUGCCACGGUGGAGUUAACCAAACUGUUCGAGAGCAGAUACCGAGCCUCGGCGCUGGAUGUGGAUGUGGGCCGCACGGAGGACAAAAAGCAGAAUGAGACACUGGAUAGUUUAACGACUGAGGACACCACACGUAGCAUCGGAGUGCAAGUGGACGAGGACAUUUAUGUGCCGUUUGAGCUUUCUGGACUCUCAGAUGGGGAUUGUUUGAGGGACUGCAGGGAGGAGGAUAAGGAAGUGGAGGUGGAGGGGUGUCUCAUUCCAUCAGAAAUCCUCCUGUCUGAACAUAAUGGCCAAGUUGACCCGGAGUGGUCACCUCUGAAGGAACAGGUUGUGGCAAAGACUGUAGAUAUGGUGGAGUUGAGCGGGAUUGAAGCAGAGUCUCCAACUCAAACAAAAGUUGUUUUGCAUGUCUCCGCAGAGAAAUUAAGACAUGGACCUAAGCGAAGCUCACCAGCUAAACAGAAGCUUAUCGUGAUCCAACCAGAUACGUGUGAUAUCGUUUCUGGAGAGAAGGUUAAGUUUGUCUGCCCGUUGAUCCUCAAGCCAGAGUCUCCAGCUCCCAAAACUGACAGUUCAGAGAAGCCUGUUCAAACCGAGCCUCAGCAGGUCUGUGUCAGCACAGCCAAGGGCACCGCCUACAGCCCGUCCCCGUCUGAUGGAGCUGUGACUCCUGCUCAGGUUGGGGUUUGGGAACGGAUCCGCACGCCAAAGGAGACGGCAAAUAACCUCCACAUGAAACUGAAACUGACUUCUCCAGAGCAAAAGCUGAUGAGUCCAUGUGUGGUACAACUGGUGGACGUGCUCACGGUGCCUGAGUCCGCGAUGAAGCUUCAGGAUGCUGUUGUCAAAGGUCAUGAUGCUAACUGCAAAACUGGUUGGCCUCUGCCCAAAGACCUCCGCCGCCACCAAGGUCUUCACACUGGCCACCGCCUCUGCUGCUUCACCCCCUGUGAAAACGGCGUUUGGCGGCUUCAGAAGGUGGUCACCCACUCCCGUGAUGGAUACCCUUGCAGCAUCUGUGGGAAGACGUUCAAGCGGAGGAAGAUUCUCCGACGGCACGAGCGCUUUCACACUGGAGAAAAACCAUACCCGUGCACUAUGUGCGCUAAGUCGUUUGCACUGAGGAAGAGCCUCCGACGCCACAUGAGGUUUCACACGGGGCAGAGGCCGCACACCUGCACGCAGUGCGGCAAAAGCUUCCGCCUGCGAGACAAUCUGAAAGCACACCUGAGGUUUCACUCUGGGGAGAAGCCUUACAACUGUGCUACUUGUGGCAAGAUGUUCAGGAUCCUAAAAAAUCUGGAGAAACACAAAAUGAGCCAGUGUGGAUUCUUUGUUCCUUCAUUCAGGACAAUUGCUGGCUUGUAGCAGUGUAAAAACAGCUGUCAGUAGCUGGUUGUGGGGGUUUCACCACUUUCUACCUCAGACUGAAAACACUGUAUCGCUUUUGUAGAAUACUGUCAUGCAAUGUUCAGAUAAGAAAGUUAAAAGGCUAUGAGAGUUUAUAAGCAUUACUACUACUUGACACUUUUUUGCAUAAUAUCUUUUGAGAAACAUGAUCAGUCUGCACAAGGGUCCCCUCCACAUGGCACAGUUAACCAAGUAUACUACAUAUGUGCUGAAGAACUUCAGAUUGGAGAUUGUUGUGUCUUGUAAAUGGGUUGGAACCGUGGCUGUAUAAUAAUAACUGGAUAACAGAUCUAAAAAAUGGUGCCUAUUUAGUUCAUUGGAGUUGCUCGCCUGGCUUAUACGCUGAAAACUUUUCUAAGCUUCCGGAUUGACUUAAGAGAUAUAGUGCAGUAGUGUUUGGACCGCUGGCCCGCCCACUCAGCCCAUAGACUUUUAAAUCGCUUUCCUCGGCUGGAGGGAAGUUUUUCAGAUAUCAAAAGUCCAAGGACUAACAAUUCAGAAUAGAAAUAGUCAUAAUCAACCUGCAGUUUGUUGUGUCCUGUCAACAGUUUAACAGGCGUCUCUUUUACAAUGGUGGCCUAUGGGGAAAAUCUUCUUUUGGGUUGCAGUGGGAUUUCUUGUUGCAAUUCCGCAGGUGGCUACUGGAAAAAAAUUGUCUGCAGGGCUGAGCGAAAUUCCUGGGGGCCUGAUUGAAACGCAUCAGUAAAAUUGUAUGCCUUUGUGGGUACAGAUAGAAGAUAUCUGGUUGAUUGGAUGGGCAAAAUACAGAUCCUCACCUGCCAGCGUUCCACUAAUGUUUCUUUUGGAUGUUUAUACUGUUUUUAUGUUAUUACUUUUUUACUUUACACUAUGUCUCUUAUCAAAAAGUGUUUGGUUUUGUAUUCAUGUUAUGAUAACUGAAUGUAUUUAGACUUCUUUCCUGACCUAGAUGUCAAAGACUAUCCUUGCUGACUUUAUAAGACAUUCUGUUUUAAUGUUAACGUGUAAAUAUGGCCAAACAAAUUGGAUGUUCUCUUUUUUUUUAAACUGUUUAACAAGGUUUUUUAUAUUACCUAAUACAUGUCUGUGUUGAUUUUUUUUUUCUUACUUCUGAUGCUAUAUACAAUUUUCUUGUGUAUUAAUAAAAAAUAUGUUUUGUGGCAGA